AUGAAGCCUUUUAAGCAAACACCUACAUUAACUGAGAGCCAAUUGCGUUUCAAUCGUGCCCUCAGCCAAGCCCGAGUAGUUAUAGAACAAGCUUUCGGAAUUUUGAAAGGUCCUUGGAGGUGUCUCUAUAAACCACUGGAGGAAAAAACAAGCAGAGUCCCCACCACUAUCAUGGCUUGUUGUGCCCUUCACAAUAUUUGUAUAGAUGUUGGAGAUCCGAGUGCUAUAGACCCCGUUUAGGAUGACGAUGAAAUGGAUCAAAGUUCUUGCAAUGGCGAUGAGCAGUCUGACGCAAGGGGCAUUAGAGAAGAUAUUAUGAACUAUUUAUCAUAG
Molecule: messenger RNA, 333 nt
Organism: Pocillopora meandrina
Lineage: Eukaryota; Metazoa; Cnidaria; Anthozoa; Scleractinia; Pocilloporidae
Source: the annotation of a GenBank genome assembly